UCCUUUCCUUUCCUUUCCUUUUUCCUUUCCUUUCCUUUCCUUUCCUUUCCCUUUCCUCGGAGGACCGUUCCUCAGCUCAGAAAGGGAUUUGGGGAGGUGAAGGAAGGAGAAUGUGUGGUCGCACAUCCUGCCACCUGCCCCGAGACGUUCUCACGAGGCUGUGCAGAUACCGCGACCGACGGGGGCAACCGCGGCUCCCCGACUGGAAGGAUCCAGACAAGUACCUCCCUUCGUACAACAAGAGCCCCCAGUCCAACAGCCCCGUGUUGUUGUCCCGCCAACACUUGGAGAAGAAUGCCGACUCCUCUGAACGAGUCAUUGCUGCCAUGCGCUGGGGUUUGAUCCCAUCUUGGUUCAGGGAAGAUGACCCUUCCAAACUGCAGUUCAACACCACCAACUGUCGGAGUGACACCAUGAUGGAGAAACGCUCCUACAAGGUGCCCCUGGGAAAGGGCAGGCGCUGUGUGGUGCUGGCAGACGGGUUCUACGAGUGGCAACAGUGCCAGGGGGAGAAGCAGCCUUAUUUCAUCUACUUUCCACAGAUCAAGACAGAAAAGUCAGAGGACGGCCAAGAUGCCGUGGAUGAUGAGGGAGGUUGGGACGGCUGGAGACUACUCACAAUGGCCGGGAUCUUCGACUGCUGGGAGCCACCCAAUGGAGGGGACCUGUUAUAUACCUACACCAUCAUUACAGUGAAUGCCUGCAAAGGCUUAAACUCCAUCCAUCAUAGGAUGCCUGCUAUCCUGGAUGGGGAGGAGGCUGUCAGCAAGUGGCUGGACUUUGGGGAGGUCCCCACACAAGAAGCUCUGAAGCUGAUCCACCCUGUAGAGAACAUCACCUUCCAUCCAGUCUCCACGGUGGUGAACAAUGCACGGAACAACCUACCCCAGUGUCUUACUGCCAUCGAUCUGGCACUUAAGAAGGAACCCAAGAUGAGCAGUAGUGGCCAGAAGAUGCUGCAGUGGUUGGAGACCAAGUCCCCCAAGAAAGAGGAGCCUGAGGUACCUAAAUGGUCCAGUCAGUUCUUCCAGAAGAGCCCGGCCCCAGCCAAAAGGAGCAGUGCAAGCUUAAUGGAGCAGUGGCUGAAGAAGGAAGGGGAAACCCCUCCCAAAAAACCCAACACCCAGAAAGACUGAGCUGAAGCGAUCCAUCAUUCUGUUAGCGGUUCUAUGACAAGUUUCUUGUGGGCAAGACUGACUGCCUAUAUUGGAUUUUGUGGCAUUAAAUGGAUGGUUUAGCUACCCUAUCCCCUUCCUUUUCCAUUCAGGAUAGAUUCUCCCAGGCAUCACCUGUCUGCUCCCAGCUGCCCUCAUAUGCAAUUCUCUCCUCCCACCCGUGUUAGAUGCAACCAUUUUUAAAUAUGGGUAGCUCUUAUCAUUUUCUCCUAACUCAGAUGGGAUUUGCGUGUAAUGACCCAUAGCAUUUCGGUCCCAGCUCUCCCUCUUAACUUUUCUUUAUUCAGCUACAUUUGCCUUUUUUUUUCCCCACGGGUUUCAUUCUUCGGGUUGGUGUUUGGUAAUUUUAGCUUAUCGUUUUUCCAAUGACUCAGUAAAAGUAACUUUUUGUGGGAGUUGAGUCAAGGCAGCUGGGCACCUGUACUUCUUGAUAGGGCUUGUGGCUAGAUAAUUAAGAAAGGAAAGGUUUGUUCCUUGGGGGACUGAGGGGUCAGCAGUGCCUCUGUGCUACCCCAAGUACAAAUAUGACAAUUUCAAUCUUUUUUGCCCAGGGUCUGCUUCAUGCUUAGUGGUCCAUGAGCCACACCUCAGGGAAAUGUGUAUGCUGGAGUGACGGGACCUGAGUUUGGGACCAAAGACUCUUUUUAGGUCCUUCAGAGGCACUUGACCCUGUCUGCUGAAAGGGACAAAGAACCAUAUUCAGUCUUUCCUGGGGCUAUUAGUGAAUCUGUGCCAGGGCUUAAUAUAGGUGGUUUGUCAGUCCUGACCUAAAUGCUUAGCUAGUGGAAUAUUAUUAUAGUUUACUCUUAUAUUGCUGUUCAGUUCUUACAUGCUUGAUCAGAGGUUGUUGAAUAGGAGAGCAAUUCUGGGAAUUGGUUCACUGUAUCUCUGAAGGCCAAAGAAGGCAGGGGUGAACAUUGUCUUCCGUUUCUGAAGGACAAGAUAGCGCAGAGAAUGGAGAGAGAGUGUGUGUGUGUGUGCGUGUAAGAGAAACAGAGUCUGCUCUGCGAACAAUAAAGAGAUACUUUUGGUGGUUCCUUA
Molecule: messenger RNA, 2216 nt
Organism: Tachyglossus aculeatus (Australian echidna)
Lineage: Eukaryota; Metazoa; Chordata; Mammalia; Monotremata; Tachyglossidae
Gene: HMCES
Product: 5-hydroxymethylcytosine binding, ES cell specific
Exons: 7
Coding region: 111-1136 (341 amino acids)
Biological process (GO): DNA damage response
Molecular function (GO): single-stranded DNA binding
Source: RefSeq, a predicted model, not a curated record